GACAUAGACGUAUAGGGUUUGCUCGAGUCUUUGCGAUCUUUUUAUAUUUCACAUUCUCGUGCUUCGUGCUGUCAACUGGAAUUCCCCGGAUUAAAUUCGUGAAACCGAUUCGGUUCUGGACUACAUAUCCCGUCAGCAUCUUCACGGUCAUACGGCGAAAUCAAUAGGCGUCUUUAUACUGCUCGGUUGACUGCUGACAAUGGGCGCCUUCGUAGGUUGGAAGCGUUUCCUUUCCAGGCUGGUGAAGAAGAGAUCAGCCUGGCCCCAGGGGGCAUCGUUCACGGCCUCAUCCCCGGGAUUACGACGCUUCUUUGCUUCUAAUUCAUCCCCAAGCUUUGGCCUGCUGUUCGACAUAGAUGGUGUGUUGGUCAGGGGCAGAAAUCCCAUUCCCGGUGCUGCUGAAGCUUUUAGGAAGUUGCUGGACAGUAAUGGGAAGCUGGCGGUUCCAGUCGUGUUUGUGACCAAUGCGGGUAAUUGCCUGCGCCAGGAGCGAGCAGCGGAACUGAGCAGAGUGCUGGGGAUCGAGGUCUUAGCGAAUCAAGUCAUCCUGUCGCACAGUCCGCUGCAAAUGUUCCAUCAUUUCCAGAAUAAGUGCGUCCUUGUGUCUGGUCAGGGUCCAGUGGAAGAGGUCGCCAAAGACCUGGGUUUCACGAAUGCAGUGUCGAUUGAAGCUGUGAGACAGGCGUACCCACUGCUGGAUACGGUGGAUGAGAGUCGAAGGCCAAGGAGCUCUGUCACUGUCAGAGCAAAGCUCCCAGCCAUAGAAGCCAUUGUCUUGUUGGGGGAGCCAGUACGUUGGGAGACGAGCCUUCAGCUGAUCCUGGAUAUACUGCUGAGCGCAGGGAGACCGACAGAGUGGAGGACCCCCACACCAUAUCCACACAUACCAAUACUGGCUUGUAAUAUGGAUCUGCUCUGGAUGGCUGAAGCUCAGAUGCCCAGGUUUGGUCACGGCACAUUUCUUCUUUGUUUGGAAACUUUAUACCGUAAAAUCACUGGGCGAGAACUGCAGUACCAGGCGCUGAUUGGUAAACCCAGCCCUGUGACAUACAAAUUUGCAGAGCAUCUAAUUCUGAGCCAGGCAAAGGAACGCGGCUGGAGUAAUCCUGUCCGAACACUGUAUGCUAUUGGGGAUAAUCCAAUGGCAGAUAUAUAUGGUGCCAACCUUUAUAACCGCAGCCUACAGCGCCAAAGUGGAGACUCCUCUUCAUGGCCACAAAGCUGUGAAUCAAUCCUAGUGUGCACAGGUGUGUAUAGUAAUCAGGACAAGGUGCCCAGUGACCCACAAGAGAGCUUGACGCAGACUGUUUUCCAUGGACACCGAGACUUCAAAUUAGAUCCAAGCCUGGUGGAGGCGUCCUAUGUGGUGCAAGAUGUUGCCGAAGCUUUGGAGCUGAUUAUAAAGAAAGAAGGAUGGAGGUCCAGCCAUGAGAACACAGAUGAGGUCACUCAGCCAUAAUAACCAAAUUUUGCCCAGGGAGGACAGGACACAUUCUCCAUUUCAGGGAUUUUAUGAUCGUAGAUAGAUUUUAUAGCAUGUGCCUUUCUAGUUCUGUGUGAAAAUUUUAACUGGAGGAUGACAGAAGCUGAACCUCUCUGUCCAUUCUGU
Molecule: messenger RNA, 1609 nt
Organism: Bufo bufo (common toad)
Lineage: Eukaryota; Metazoa; Chordata; Amphibia; Anura; Bufonidae
Gene: HDHD5
Product: haloacid dehalogenase like hydrolase domain containing 5
Exons: 9
Coding region: 200-1459 (419 amino acids)
Biological process (GO): glycerophospholipid biosynthetic process
Cellular component (GO): mitochondrion
Source: RefSeq, a predicted model, not a curated record